Echinops telfairi (small Madagascar hedgehog) is the source of this 2769-nucleotide messenger RNA. It is a transcript of the gene EXT2, whose product is annotated as exostosin glycosyltransferase 2. Lineage: Eukaryota; Metazoa; Chordata; Mammalia; Afrosoricida; Tenrecidae. The transcript is spliced from 13 exons. The coding region runs from base 30 to 2186 and encodes 718 amino acids. Gene Ontology annotation, molecular function: glycosyltransferase activity. Gene Ontology annotation, cellular component: membrane. The record is from RefSeq and is a predicted model, not a curated record.
AGCGUGCCGCAGAGGCUGUGUGUGCCAUUAUGUGCGCGUCGGUCAAGUACAACAUCCGGGGACCCGCCCUCAUCCCCAGAAUGAAGACCAAGCACCGCAUCUACUACAUCGCGCUCUUCUCCGUGGUCCUGCUGGGCCUCAUCGCCACGGGCGUGUUCCAGUUCUGGCCCCAUUCCAUCGAGUCGGCCAGCGACUGGGGCGUGGAGAAGCGCAGCGUGCGGGCCGUGCCGGUGGUGCGCCUGCCGGCCGACAGCCCCAUCCCCGAGCGCGGGGACCUCAGCUGCCGGAUGCACACGUGCUUCGACGUGUACCGCUGCGGCUUCAACCCCAAGAACAAGAUCAAGGUGUACAUCUACCCGCUGAAGAAGUACGUGGACGACAGUGGCGCGCCGGUGGGCACCACCCUCUCGCGGGAGUACAACGAGCUGCUGGCGGCCAUCGCGGACAGCGACUACUACACGGACGACAUCGGCCGCGCCUGCCUCUUCGUGCCCUCGGUGGACGUGCUGAACCAGAACGCGCUGCGCGUCAAGGAGACCGCGCAGGCCCUGGCCCAGCUCGCCAGGUGGGACCGAGGUAUGAAUCACCUGCUGUUCAACAUGUUGCCGGGGAGCCCCCCAGAUUACAACACGGCCCUGGAUGUCCCCAGAGACAGGGCCCUGCUGGCAGGCGGUGGCUUUUCCACGUGGACGUACCGACAAGGCUACGACGUCAGCAUUCCUGUCUACAGUCCCCUGUCGGUGGAGGUGGAGCUUCCAGAGAAGGGACCGGGCGCCCGGCGGUACUUCCUCCUCUCGUCUCAGAUGGGCCUGCAUCCCGAGUUCAGGGAGGAACUGGAAGCCCUCCAGGCCAAGCACGGAGACGCCGUGAUGGUUCUGGAUAAGUGCACCAACCUCUCGGAGGGCGUCCUGGCCGUUCGCAAGCGCUGCCACAAGCACCAAGUCUUUGACUACCCCCAGGUGCUGCAGGAGGCGACUUUCUGCGUGGUUCUUCGAGGCGCUAGGCUGGGCCAGGCGGCGCUGAGUGAUGUGCUGCAGGCUGGCUGCGUCCCCGUGGUCAUUGCAGACUCCUACAUCCUCCCUUUCUCGGAAGUCCUUGACUGGAAGAGAGCAUCGGUGGUUGUACCAGAAGAAAAGAUGUCGGACACCUAUAGUAUCCUGCAGAGCAUCCCCCAGAGGCAGGUUGAAGAAAUGCAGAGGCAGGCACGGUGGUUCUGGGAAGCAUACUUCCGGUCAAUUAAAGCCAUUGCCCUGGCCACCUUGCAGAUCAUCAAUGACCGGAUCUACCCAUAUGCUGCCAUCUCUUAUGAAGAAUGGAAUGACCCCCCCAUGGUGAAAUGGAGCAGUGUGAGCAACCCGCUCUUCCUUCCACUGAUCCCCCCCCAGUCGCAGGGCUUCACUGCCAUCGUCCUCACCUAUGACCGAGUGGAGAGCCUCUUCCGGGUCAUCACCGAAGUAUCCAAGGUGCCCAGUCUCUCCAAGCUGCUCGUUGUCUGGAAUAAUCAGAAUAAGAACCCUCCGGAAGAGUCUCUCUGGCCCAAAAUCCGGGUUCCGUUAAAAGUGGUGCGGACCGCUGAGAACAAGCUGAGCAACCGUUUCUUCCCUUACAACGAGAUCGAGACGGAGGCUGUGCUGGCCAUCGACGACGACAUCAUCAUGCUCACCUCUGAUGAGCUGCAGUUCGGUUACGAGGUCUGGCGGGAAUUCCCAGAUCGGUUGGUGGGCUACCCAGGCCGCCUGCAUCUCUGGGACCAUGAGAUGAAUAAGUGGAAGUAUGAAUCUGAGUGGACAAACGAGGUGUCCAUGGUGCUCACGGGCGCAGCUUUUUACCACAAGUAUUUUAACUACCUGUACACCUACAAAAUGCCGGGGGAUAUCAAGAAUUGGGUGGAUGCUCACAUGAACUGUGAAGACAUCGCGAUGAAUUUCCUGGUGGCUAACGUCACGGGGAAGGCUGUCAUCAAGGUGACCCCCCGGAAGAAAUUCAAGUGCCCCGAGUGCACCGCCAUCGACGGGCUGUCACUGGACCAGACGCACAUGGUGGAGAGGUCUGAGUGCAUCAACAAGUUUGCUUCCGUCUUCGGGACCAUGCCUCUCAAGGUGGUGGAGCACCGGGCCGACCCCGUCCUGUACAAGGACGACUUUCCUGAGAAGCUCAAGAGCUUCCCCAACAUCGGCAGCUUAUGAACCACGUGCCCGGCCGAGGUCUGAGUGUGCGCAUGCGCCAGGGUGAGACCCAGCCUCCUCGGCACACUUGUGUCGGGACAGGCUUGGGCAGGGCCUUAGAUCCUUAUCAAGAACAGGAACCUGGGAAGAUGCCCUGAGCACCUAUCGUUCCUUCGGCUCUCCCAGGAGUUCUCUCCGGAAAUGCCACAGAGAACCCUGUGCCGUGGCAUGGAUGUCAGCCCGACUCAGACACCCUGCCUUUCCAGACCUGGGAGAACCUUCUGGAAAGAAAGCUCAUUGACUGUAAGACGGCCGGAGAAGAGGAAGCUAGUGGACCAUGUUAGACAUGAGGGAAACGUCCUGAAUGAUCACCUCGGUCUGAGUUAGUUCGAAUCAGGGAGCUCCCGGAAGCCACGCUGAGCCCAGAGCAUGGUGCAGUAGGCAGACCUGGCAGUGGGUUUGAUGCCCGCCCGGGACUCGGGCGGUGGACUGGUACAGAGGAGCAGAAUCGACUCUUGAGUUGGGAUCCUUUAAGUUCCAUGAACUAUUAUUCCUCUUUGGGCUGGCUUUUUGAUACAAUUAAAUUGAUUGCUUAUUCCUUUUC